AUGAAACCGCAACCUAAAAUAUCUGAGCAUCGAAAUUUUUAAGUCAAUCAAUAAUAAAUUAAUGUUGAUGAUCCAUAAGAUAAGACUGGUAUAGAAAUAUUUUCUCAUGAAACCUAAUUGAGGAAAAGAGAGAAAUUAUCUCCAAUAUUACGAUCAAAUUCAGGACACUAAGAAUAAUUAAUAUAGUAAUACAAUAAUCCUUAAUAACUUAUCACUCCAAAAAAUGAAACAAUAACAGAGAGAUUGUAAACAUUUGGACAUGUUGAUUUACUAAAAUAAUCAAAAUCAUUCAGAAAACUUAUUGUUUAUUUCCAUCAGAAAGAUUUUAUAAAAAUGUUAUUAAAUCCAUUCAAAUUAACUUCAAAUUUUACUUUAAGACAUUUUAAUUUGAUAAAUGAUUUAAGUGCUUCCUAUAAAUUUUAAUUAGGAAGAGGUCAAGAAACUUAGAAGAGCUUAAUUCAUCAAUAUAUUUCACUUAUUGAUAUUAGAAUUUAAUUAAGAUUGAAAUUCAGAACUAUAAAGACAAAAUGUAAGUAGUAUCUAACUCAUAUACAUAAUCAGAUUCCAUUAAUAGAGCCAAUGAGUAAUGCAAAAUUUGUUUGGGAUUUAAUUUGUUUUGCUAUAAGAAUAUAUUUAAUUGUAGUGAUACCAGUAAUUAUAGUAUUUCAUGGAUAAAAUUUUGUUGAUAAAUAAUUAGUACCCUUGUUACUAUUCUCAAUUGCAUUGAUUUUUGAUAUAGUAAUUAGAGCAUUUACUAUUACAUAUGAUUAAGGAUUACCUGUAAGGGAUAGAUACUUAUUAUUUAAAAAAUAAUUAAAUUUUUCCACUGCCUUAGAAUUUUUCAGUUUUAUUUAUACUAUAAUUAUUACAAUUGAAGAUGAUAAGAUAAUAGAUAAAUACAUCUUGGGAGAUGGAUGGCCUAAAUUUUUAUUAGCAUUAUUAUAUAUUUAAGUAAUCAAUAUAUUAAAAUUUAUUGAUGUAUCCUAAUACUCACUUAAAUUAAGUAGGAUGUAAACAUCUAUAGUUGAUCUAAUAAAAUUGAUUACUAUGAUUUUAUUAGUAUAACAUAUAUUCAGUUGUGUAUGGAUUGUAUUUGGAGUGUAUUCUCUUUAAAAUUAAGAAGAUUCUUGGUUAAAUAAAUAUGAUAAUGAUGAUUGGUCAUUUUAAUUUUUGUAAUCCUUUUAUUUUAUAUGUGUAACAACAUUUACAGUUGGUUACGGUGAUUUAACUCCAAAAAGUAAAUAUUAUUAAUAUAUUAACAGAUCCACCAGAAUAAAUAUUCACUAUAAUCUAUAUGUUCUUAUGUAUGCUUUUGUUCUCUUACACAGUUAAUACUAUUGGAAGUAUAUUAACAUAAAUAAAGGAGAGCAGUGAGAAGAUUAAGUCAAAAUUAACUGCAAUUAAUUAAUAUAUGCAUAAUAAAUCUAUAAGUCCCACUUUAUAAUUUAAGUAAAAAUUAAGCUAAUAUAAUUAGAGUAAGAGAAUAGUUGUACUUUUAUUUAAAAUAAGAAAUCAUUUAAUAAGUAAAUGAAUAAUCUGAAAUCAUAUAAUUGCUUCCUGAAGAUUUAUAGCACAGUCUUAAAAUAGAAGCAGCUAAAUCUCUACUUAAUAAAUGUUCAUUUUUUAGUGAUAAUUUUUCAAAGGAUAUUUUAAAUUAGUUGCUUGAAGAAGUGAAUUUUCAAAUGUAUCAACCAGGAGCAAUGAUUCAUUCUAAGGAAGAGUUUUAUAUUCAUAUUAUUGAAUAAGGAUAAGUCGAUGUAAUGUAUAAAAAAGUAUAGAAAUUUAAUAUUAAUAAUAGAAAAUAAUUCAAACAUUAGAAAAGUAUGACUAUUUUGGUCUAGAAGAGUUUAUAAGUUAAUAAGCUAAUCCAAAUAUUACUUUUAAAAGUACUGCAUUUACAAGUGUUCUUUCUAUACCUUAUUCUUACUUUCAUAAGAUUUUAUCUCAAAAUGAUCUUGAAAAUUAAAAAUUUCAUAAUCUUUUAACUUCAUCUUCUUAUUUAUCGAAUUUUUGCUUUAUUUGUAAAACAAAAUCUCAUAAAACUUAAUUAUGUCCUAUGGUGCAUUUUAUUCCUAAUAAAGAAGUUGUAAUAAAAAAGUAUUUAUACAGAAAGAAAUAAAAAAAGAGAGUAUCGUAAGAGAGAAAAUUAAGAUUGGUUUUUGUAAAUUAAAUAGAUGAUAAUGAAGAUAAUAAAUUAAAAUAAAUUAAGUUUAUAAAUACUAAGACUAAUUAAAAAAUGAUUGAAGAUGCUGUGAUAAAAUUUAAAAAUGAAAAUUAAUUUUAUUUGGAAUAAUUAUUUCCUAAUAUUGAAUAACCAAUUAGUGUAGAUAGUCAAAGCGAAUCUGAGAAUGAAAAUCCAGAUGAAUUAAAAGAUCAAAGUUUUUCAGAAUAGAAUUUUAAUUCAAGAAGAGCAAGUAAAUAAAUUCCAAAUCUAUCAUCUAAAAAUUUAAUUAAAUAUUAAGUACUUGAAAAAAUGAAAAAAGAAAGAUUAAGUAAACAUAUCUAAUAAUAAUAAUCACCUCUUUUAAUGGUAUCUCAAUAUAACUAAAUUAAUCCAUCUACUUAAAUUAUAUCAAAAUAUAAUCUAAAAAAGAUUAUUUAAGCUAAAUCUCUUGAAGAUGAAUAAUUAUAAUUAAUAGAGGAAAUUAAUUUCUUUGAUGAAUUAAGAACUAAAAUGAAUAAUUUAUUACUAUUUCCAAAUAAGGAGUAAGAAUAGAUUGAAUUUUGGUAUAAAAAACUUUCUAAUCUUAAAGAAGAUUUUGAUGAUAUGGCUAAUUUUGAAUAAUUAAAAAAUUAUGAAAUUUUUAAUAGAUAAUGGAAUGUUGAUUUAGUUGUAAAAAAGACAUCUUAAAAACCAAGAAAGUUUAGAGGAUUAAAAAAACUUAAAAGAUAUCUUUUAUUCCCUUAUCUAUUUAUUAAUAAGUACAUUGAUAGAAAAGAUACAAAUGAUCCUAAUAAAACAUUAGAGAAAUCCAAAAGAAAAAGUAUUUAAUAUUUUUAUAAUUAGGACCAUCCAAACCUAAAGCAAUUAAAAAAACUCGUGUGACUCCUAAAUAAUGA
Paramecium pentaurelia is the source of this 3060-nucleotide messenger RNA. The record is from the annotation of a GenBank genome assembly. Lineage: Eukaryota; Ciliophora; Oligohymenophorea; Peniculida; Parameciidae.